This is a messenger RNA of Mesorhabditis spiculigera, 882 nucleotides long. The record is from the annotation of a GenBank genome assembly. NCBI's taxonomy places the organism in Eukaryota, Metazoa, Nematoda, Chromadorea, Rhabditida, Rhabditidae.
AUGGCCGUGGAAGUGAAGCGCGCAAAAAGCCUGACGGCGCAAGUAGACACCUCUAUAGCUACAUCAAAAACGGUGACGGAACGCCUCGAAGCCGCGCGUACAAAGCUGAACACCGCGAGAGCCUUAGCCGCAGAGGCAUCGAGCCAGUAUUGGCUAACGACUAAGACGACGCGAGCCGCCUACCGAACCCUUGAAGACGAGAAUGGAGUUUCUCCUUAUGCUGGUCAUUCCGCCGCCCCGAUCCGGCCCCAAGGGUACGGCCUCAUGGAGACCGGACGCGCGUUCCGGGGCAAGCCGCACGACCACGCCCCGGAAUGCGUCUGCCACGGGUGCAUGCAGGCAGCAGACCUGAAUACCCAAUUAUGUCUGACUGAAAUCGCCAGCGCCCGGCGCGCCGUCCGAGCCGCAGAAUCUGAACUCCGCCAAACACUCGACGACACGCACAAGUUGGAUAUCGAUGCAAAUCAAGACGUCAAGUACAGCCAGUCGGAGGCGAAGUUCUGGUGCUCCCGUCUCGAGGAAGCUGAUCCGAAACUCUACGCGCAAAAAGUGCCUUCUUCCACCUCAAAGCCAGAUGCCCAUCCAACUGCGCAGGUGGCUGCUGAAGAGAAUGCGGCCGAACAAAGAAAGCUCGAUAAAUGUUGUUGGUGUCUGGAGGAGAAGACGACGACCGACACGCUCGGCGCUCCAAUCUGCGUCAGCUGCCGAGACGCGCUGACAAAAGCGGUCCCGAAAGUCGCAGCCGGUUAUGUUUGUAAGAAACCCACCCGAUGCCAAGGCAAAUAUUUGUGCCCGGAUUGCCGCGUUCUGAAGGCGUUCAACCUUGGCCUGCGCAUCAAAAUCAACAAGGCAAGGAAACAAACAACGUUCGCGGGUCACAAA